Molecule: messenger RNA, 3823 nt
Organism: Octopus bimaculoides (California two-spot octopus)
Lineage: Eukaryota; Metazoa; Mollusca; Cephalopoda; Octopoda; Octopodidae
Product: asparagine--tRNA ligase, cytoplasmic
Biological process (GO): asparaginyl-tRNA aminoacylation
Cellular component (GO): cytoplasm
Molecular function (GO): asparagine-tRNA ligase activity; ATP binding; nucleic acid binding
Source: RefSeq, a predicted model, not a curated record
ACGAGAAAAUAGUGUAUGUAUAAAAAAAAUUGCGAAAGGAAAAUUUUUUGUAAAAGAAAAGGACCAAUCGUUUACACAUCAAAGUUACAUGGGUCAGAUGAAAAAGGUGAUGGUAGUGAAGAGAACCCCUUUGCCACAAUCCUCCAGGCUCUGCGCUCUUGUUCCAUCACACCACUUCCAGUCAUCAAAGUGGAUUCAGCGUCUGCUGAUAAGAAGUGGGACGAUGCUGCUAAGAGCCAAGUAAAAAAGCAAGUGAAACAGUAUGAAAGAGAACAGAUGAAGUCAAAAGAAGCUGAAAGAAAAGAAGCUGAAGAUCAAGAAAGACGAGAGAAGAACCUUGAAGAAGCUAAAUCAGUCAUUAUCACCCAGGAUCCCAGUCUUCCUGAAGCAAAAAAGAUCAAAAUUUCUGCUAGCAAGGCACACCAUAAAGAACGUGUGAAGGUUUAUGGAUGGGUUCACAGAAUACGGCGCCAAGGUCGCACAUUGAUAUUUUUGAUUCUUCGAGAUGGAACUGGUUUCUUGCAGUGCGUCUUGACAGAAAAAAUGUGCCAGACCUAUGAUGCUUUACUGCUUACUCGUGAAUCUGCUGUAUGUGUAUAUGGAGUCAUCAGUGAACUUCCUGAAGGGAAGAGUGCACCAGACAAUCAUGAAUUGACAGCAGAUUACUGGGAGAUUAUAGGUCAUUCUGUAGCUGGUGGUGUUGACAAUUUACUUAAUGAGGAUGCUCAUGUUGAUGUCCAGUUAGACAACAGACACAUGUUAAUUCGAGGAGAAAAUGUCUCAAAAGUGUUAAAGAUAAGAUCAGUUUUAACUCAUUGUUUUAGAGAACAUUACUUUGCUGAAGGAUAUUUUGAGAUAACUCCCCCAGCUUUUGUCCAAACACAAGUCGAAGGUGGUGCUACAUUAUUUAACCUCAACUAUUUUGGUGAACAGGCAUAUUUAACUCAGUCAUCACAACUUUAUUUGGAAACCUGCCUUCCAUCUCUUGGUGACACAUUUUGCAUUGCCCCUUCAUUCCGUGCUGAAUUAUCUCGUACAAGACGACAUCUUUCUGAGUACACACAUGUAGAAGCUGAGUGUCCUUUCAUUACAUUUGAUGAGCUUCUUGAUCGUGUGGAAUAUCUAGUCUGUGAUGUUGUUGACAGAGUGUUAAAAUCUCCUCUUGGACAUCUUGUCCAUGAACUGAAUCCAACUUUCCAACCUCCUAAACGUCCUUUCAGAAGAAUGGCUUAUAAAGAUGCUAUUGAAUAUCUAAAGGAGCAUGACAUUCGAAAAGAGGAUGGUACUUUCUAUGAAUUUGGAGAGGACAUUCCAGAAGCACCUGAAAGGAAAAUGACAGAUCAAAUAAAUGAACCAAUCCUUCUGUGUCGAUUCCCAGCUGAAAUUAAAUCUUUUUAUAUGCAGAAAUGUGCAGAUGAUCGUGCUGUCACUGAAUCAGUUGAUUUGCUGAUGCCAAAUGUAGGUGAAAUUGUUGGUGGCUCUAUGAGGAUGAAUGAUGAAAAGGAACUUCUUGAAGCCUAUAAAAGAGAAGGAAUUGACCCGACUCCUUACUAUUGGUACACUGACCAGCGUAAAUUUGGUAGCUGUGAACAUGGUGGCUAUGGACUUGGUCUGGAGCGUUUCCUCUGCUGGCUUCUGAAUCGAUACCAUAUCCGAGAUGUGUGCCUGUAUCCACGUUUCAUUGAACGAUGCAAACCUUAACUUUGAGCUGUUGACUAUAAUCUUUUCUACAUAAUUAAAAUGUAAUUCUUAAUUUGAAAUGCAGCGCUUCAUAGAGAACAGGCUCAACUUUCCAAACCUUACCUUUUAUGAACUUCAUUUUAUUUAACCGUAAUCAUUUCUUUUCUGUUUUUUAUUGACCAAUCUGAUAAACGCUUCUCAGAAAUUAUUGCCUUGCUAUUAUUAUUAUUAUUGUUGUUAUUGUUAAGGUGGUGAGCUGGCAUGCAGACAAAAAUGCUUAGCAUUUCGUCCAUCUUGAAAAUCCAAGUUCAAAUUCUACCAGAGUCAACUUUGCUUUUCAUGCUUUUGGGGUUGAUAAAAUAAGAGCCAUCUGAGCACUGGAAUCAAUUUAAAUGACUAGCCACCUUUCUCCCAAAAUUUCAGGCUUUGUGUCUAUAGUAGAAAGAAUUAUUAUUAUUAUUAUUAUUAUUAUUAUUAUUAUUAUUAUUAAGGCAGUGAGCUGGCAGAACCAUAAACAGCUAAAUGCUUUCAGGGUUGAUAUAUUAAGUACUAGUCAAGUCCUGGAGUUGAUGUGAUUGACUAUUUCCCCACCACCACUACAAACUCCAGGCUUUGUGCUUACUGUAGAAAGGUUACUACUACUACUACUACUACUACUAUUGUUAGACCAGUGGAAUAGCAGAAUUACUAGAGUAUCAGACAAAAUGCAUUACAGUAUUUUUUUUUGGGGGGGGGGCUCUUUAAAUUGUCAUUUCAAAUUCUACCAUGGUCAACUUUGCCUUAUGUCUUUUGUGAGUUGAUAAAAUAAAGCACCAGUCAAGUACUGGAGGUGAUUUAAUUGGCUAAACCCCUUCUCCAAAUUUCUGGCCUUUGCCUAUGUUAGAAACAAUUACUAUUAUGAUUGAAUUUAAUCCCACCCAAGUUGAUAAAAUAUGUACUAGGUUAAUAUAAUUGACUUUUCUCUCCCCAGAAAUGUGUAAUCUUGUGCUUAAGAUAAAAAUCAAACACUUGCCAUUCUUUUCAACAAACAAGAACUUAAUUUACAAUAAUUAGAAACAGUUAAUUAGCAAUAAUGUUCACAUUUUAGCACUGAUGGAGAUUUGAUAGCUAAUUAAUGCACUGACAGAUGUGUAUGAGUGUAUAUGUAUGAUUUUAAACAUGUGCAUGUUGAGUUAAAUGUUGCUAUAUUAGUCUGACAUGCAUGCAGUUAUGGCAGUUUACUGCUUGGGCAGGAUGUAAUCAGUGAAUUCCAUUUCACUUAAAGAGCAAAAUAUGGCAUGGUGAAAGGUUAAGCAUCAGAAAUUUCCCAGCCUAACUCUUAGAUGUUUUAGGACAGCAUUGCAUUUGAAUAAACAUUGUUUCUUGGGUGCAAGUCUCCCAAGCCUACUAAUUAAAUGACACAAAAGACUGCAUAUAAGAUAUACUUCAAAAAUAUGAAUCGAUUUAAUAAAUUUUGUGGUCAUUCUUAAUAAAAAUUUUGAUCUUAGAAUAGUAGGUAAAAAGAAAAUGUUGGAAAAAAACAUUGUUAUUUCUUAGUUGAUAAAGGCAGUAAGCUGGCAGAAUUGUUAGCAUGCUGGACUAAAUGCUUCGUAGCAUUUCUGGUUUUACAUUCUGAGUUCAAUAAAGUGAUAAAUGGGGUUGAUGUUAUCAACUAGCCCUCUCCCCCAGAAUUUCAGGUCUUGUACAUAUUGUAGAAAGAAUUAUUUCUUAGCUCAUAAUAAUAAUGAUAAUUACAUAUUUUACCAGAAAUGUAUUAAGAAAACAAUUAAUUUAAAUAUAAAUGAUAAAAGAACUAAUUAAUCAUUUUAAAAAUAAAAAGGUAGUUACCUUGACUAUUUUUGGCUGUCAUUGUAUAUUUGCCUUUUUCAUACCCAGUCGUUUCUGACAUGUAAAUUGAAAUACUAAUUAUGACUAUAUCACACACCAAAAUCACCUUAGUAAUGAAAUGUAAUGCAUACAUCCUUGUCUAAUGUUUGCUUAUUAUUCUAGGUUUUCUUCUUCCGUUAGCUAUGUGGUCCAUCAUUUCUUUCAUCUCACUUUCUCUCACCCUUUCUCUCUUCUCCAUUGGGUAAGUGAUGGAAAUAUUGUAACAAAGAAAUGUAAAAACGAUUUUGAAUGAAUAAAGAAUAAUUUCUGAUCUAAA